CUAUAUAUUUAUUUUUGUUUUGACAACGACAUUUUUCGUAUUUCUGCGGUCUCAAAAAACAGUCCGCAUGCGCGUAGCCCAAGACGCACUAAAACAUUCAUGGCGGAAACUAGCAGCGAUAAGGCACGAUUAGUUGAGAACCAGCAUUAUGAUGAAACUGUUUCAAUCUAUGAUGAUGAAGAAGUAGCAAGUACUUUUACACCAAGUCCAAGAGCAGCACCAAAUCCAGACGCAAAGCAAAGAAUGACAGGCCAAAUGAAGGAACCAAUAAUGGGAAGUGAUGAUGAUGAUGAGUUUGAGCAUGAUGAUGAAGAUUUUAACAGAACAUCUGAGUCGAAAAAGAGUAGUGAGGUACAACAGAGACCACCAUCAAAACCACAACAAGGGGCUAUAAAUUCUAGACCUCGACCACCGGGUGGACAUGUCAUUGAAGCUAGUGAUGAUGACGAUGAUAAUGAUGAUGACCAAAGUGAUAGCACUGAAGAUGAAGAUGAAAAGGUUAAUGAUACUGUAGAAGGAAUUUAUGAUCCUGCUGAUUACGAGCACUUACCAGUAAGUCAAGAAGUCAAAGAACUCUUUCAGUAUAUCACUCGUUACACACCACAAGCUAUUGAUCUUGACUACAAGUUGAAACCUUUCAUACCUGACUACAUUCCUGCUGUUGGAGAUAUUGACGCGUUUUUAAAGGUAACAAGACCAGAUGGCAAGCCAGAAACGUUAGGAUUGCAAAUUUUAGACGAACCGUCUGCAAAACAGUCUGAUCCAACAGUCCUGGAUCUUCAAUUGCGAUCAAUUUCUAAACAAACUAGCGCCAAGCAAGUGGUCGUUCGUAGCAUUGAAGAACCCGAGAAAAACCCGAAAGCUAUCGACAACUGGAUCACGAGUAUCAGCGAUCUUCACCGACAGAAGCCUCCACAAAAUGUCCACUACACUAAAAACAUGCCGGACAUCGAAACACUGAUGCAGGAAUGGCCUCCUGAAUUUGAAGAGAUGCUUAAAAACGUUAACUUACCAUCAGCCGAUCUCGAUUGUGAAUUGACUGAAUAUAUCGAUAUCAUUUGUUCUGUGCUUGAUAUCCCGAUUUACAAAAAUCGGAUUCAGUCUCUGCACGUUUUGUUCACACUGUAUUCUGAAUUCAAAAAUUCGCAGCACUUCAAUCAGCUAGCACAUGAUAACCUACUAUCGAACGAGUUAAAACACUCUCAGCCGCUUAGAAAUCACAAAUCCAUGACGCACAACGAUGGACAGUCGUUAUCAUUCGAAUGAGUUUAUUGUGGCCAACAUAUCGAAUUUUUUAUCUUUUUCGAUUGAUUACUUCAAACACGCAUGAUUGAUUAAACUGCGUUGUUGAGUAAUUAAAAAUUCUUCUUCAAUUUCUAAACAACCUUAGAUUUCACCAUUUGAAUAAUAAUUUUUUUUAUCUCGCUAUAAGAAUGCUGUCAUUGUUAUUUGAUUUUUCUUUUUAAGCUACGAACGUGUCUAGCUACCUUAAAUGAUUAGUUAGGCGCCCGUUCCAAUAGAUACCCACCCUCAAAGUGUACGCCAAAUCGAUUACUCUUUUCUAUCCUGGUAUUCCCUACUCUCGUAAUUGUCACUAGAAAACAAGAAAUGCUCUACUCCUAUUUUAGAAUCUAAUAUAUCGAGACAAUCUUCUGUUCUAGUGAAUUUACUAACAAGCUCUAUUACUAACCCCUGUAAUUAUAUUGUAUAUAUUUUAUCAAGGUGUCUCUAAUAGAAUUUUUUAUCGACACGUGGUUUUGUACAGGAUGAACCCAGUCACAGUAAAUAUAAUAUAUAUAAAUAUGUCAACAA
This is a messenger RNA of Hydractinia symbiolongicarpus, 1812 nucleotides long. RefSeq names its product intraflagellar transport protein 46 homolog. Lineage: Eukaryota; Metazoa; Cnidaria; Hydrozoa; Anthoathecata; Hydractiniidae. The record is from RefSeq and is a predicted model, not a curated record. The transcript has 11 exons. Gene Ontology annotation, biological process: intraciliary transport; cilium assembly. Gene Ontology annotation, cellular component: intraciliary transport particle B; centrosome; motile cilium. The coding region runs from base 100 to 1266 and encodes 388 amino acids.